AACUGUUCCGAUCAUCUGAUCGAUCUUUCUGACCUGUUGACAAGUGUAACGCCUAAGCAUCGGAAUAUCUGAACAGUGGAAAUUUCAAACGUUAUUGAGUGAGACCGCCGAGGCAGUAGCUAUGGAGAAAAUACCAUCUCCCCUCCAAACCGGCGCGCCUGCGUCUCUCAGAAGACUCUCAACCGACUCGGUUCCAUCUUCCCUUCGUGUGGGUUCUCCAGCCGUCGAACGCGGAUCUACGCCAUGGGAUGAUCGACCACCUCUUACGCGCAAGAAUACGUCUGGCAGAUCCGAUAGACUCUCGCAACUCUUCCCGUCUCGACCGUCUUCAAUCGCUUCACCCAGUCCACCAAGCAGUACUACCGCCUCGAGACGCACGUCUUAUCCUUCACCUCUUGUACCGGCUGCGGAGUCUCCAUACCGAGUACCACAUGCUCCGGCACCCCCCUCAUUCGCCCAGGACACCUCGUACAAAACAUCGCCCUUUGUUCAGCAUGACACGUCUCAGUCAUUACUGAGUAGUAGUGGGUCGAAGCGGCUCCUGGAUCGGCUCGUAUCUUUGCGGGGCACAAGGACUAAGGGCGCGGACUACUUCAAACUAGAAGAUGAGGAGUCGGGACCCAGUAGAGGUCAUUUGAAGGGUGUCAAAGAAGUGGAUGAACCGGUGGGAUUUGAUCUUAGUGGCCUGAGUGGCAUGUCUAUGAGGAAGUAUAAGCCGCGGAAAGGUGUAACCCAUACAGCUGACGCCAUAGAUCGCCAGCGCGAUCUGAACGAGGCUGGCUACGCUGCCGAGUUUGAAAGACUCGAGGCACAACUGGGAGCUGGUAUGAGCUCCAUCGUCGAGAGGCCUUUCACGCACGAAUCUGGUCAGCCCGAACAGGCUCUCGGCGAUGAUCAUCAGCGAAUGUUAUCAAACUCAGAGAUUGUGAGCGCUCAAAAGAAGGAUGCACAAAAAGAAGCCGAGAAGACCAGCAAGAUUGUUGCUGUGGCUGAAGUACCUAUUGAUAUUAGUGAAAGCUUUGCAGGCGGCGACUUCGAGGCAAGAAGCAUGAUGACAGCCCAUAGUGGGCGGGACGGAGACGAUGCGCAGACCAGCUACUACUUCCCGCCAGACCCUGAACAGCCGUCAUGGCGACCCUUCACUAUGGCCUGGUAUUGGAUACUCAUGCUUACCAUUCUUGCUAUUGCGUUAGCUGUAUUGCAAGAAUUCUUGUGCCAGCUGUCCAUGCGCCGAGUCCGAGACAAUCUCAACGGUGGAUUAACAAAACCAUUCAAGGCAACUGGGGAGCUAUCCGUCCUUGUCUUCUUUACCUGGAAGUACGCGCCCAUCAUGUCGCUCGUCUUCUAUGGAAUUCUGUGGCAAAUGACGGAUUUUGAGGUCAAGCGACUGGAGCCGUUCUAUCAGCUAUCCAAAAAGACUGGUGCUACGGCAGGUGAAUCGCUCAACAUGGACUACUUGACGUUCAUGAGUUGGUUGGUACCACUAAGAGCUCUGCGACACAGGCAGUACGCUGUCAUCUAUAGCUCUCUGGGUACAUUGAUUGCGAGCAGUCUCGUUCCUGUUCUGCAAUCUGCGUCAAUCAUCAUGUACCCACCUAAAAGCCAUCGCAAACCCGACGACUGGAAGUCUGUUCGCGUUGAUCCCCCUUGGUCUAGGGCUGUCUCAGCUUGUCUCCUUGUGGUUGCUUUUCUAGGACUCCUACUAAUGUACGCGAUGCGACGGAACAGUGGUCUUCAGUCGAAUCCUAUGGGAAUAGCCGGAGUUGCGGCUAUGGCUACUAAGAGUCACAUUCUUACAGACUUUUAUGGACUCGACACAGCGCCUCUAGACAAAAUCCACAAACAACUGAAGAAUCGUCGGUAUAUCCUGCAUAAGAGCUCGCUGUGGCAAGGAGAAUACAUCCGCAACAACAAAGAGAAGAUCCACGAGCAUGGCUCUGAUCCUCGACCCAUGAUGCUACGUUUGCGAUCCGGGGUACCGUUCAUCGCAUACAUGGCCCUUUGUGCUCUCACUAUCCCCAUCUUCAUGUUCGUCAGAGGAGCAGAUAUCAUCACGGAGAAAGUGCCUAUCCUCAUGACCAGCCUCGCAACUAUAGUAAAACUUCUCUGGAACACAAUGAAUUGCGAUAUCCGUAUGCUCCAGCCAUUCUACAUCCUUGCGCAACGCCGCGCUCCCGCGAAGACGCUGACCCUGGACUACUCUGGUACAAACCCCUUGUACCUGCCUUUGAAAGCGCUCCUCAAUAGACACUAUCUUGUCGCGCUCGUGGCCUUUGGAAGUCUUUUAGCUGAGAUGCUGACGGUGUGUGUAUCGUCAGCAUCUAGCGUUGACGGAAAGAUAUUUGUCCCUGGUCAUAAAUUCGAUACCCCUGACAACGACAACGACGACAACGACGACGAUGCUGAUGACCCAAACAAGUCUAACAACCGUCAAAACACUGACCAAACAUUCCGCUCCUUUUGGUCGUCCUUCUUCCUCACAAUGUGCAUCCUCGUCUACCUCAUCAUCGUCGCAUGUAUAGUCUACAAACGCCGCGCGCACAAAUUCAUACCCCGCCAAAUCGGCACUAUGGCGUCUGUUCUAGCCUUCAUCCACCAGAGCAAUAUGCUAGUCAAUUUCGUAGACACAGAGAAGUUUAGUUCGAGAGAAAUGACGCAGCAUCUGAGUAAAGGAGGCAAGACGUAUGCACUGGGUUGGUUCCAAGGCAGAGACGGGGAUGACCAUAUGGGUAUUGAUGAGGAGCCCAUUCUGGCGAGGUAUCGUUAUGGAGUUGAUCGGACCAAGACGAGGAUGCUGGGACAUCAGAUUGGGACGUGGGAGAACUAUUAGAGGACGGACCCCUCCUGCGAAGGAAAUGUAGAUAGGUGGUAUGUUGUUUAGCAGAACGAUCCCAUCCAUAUUGAAGGACUGGAUGGCAUGAUUAUUAUCUUUGAAUGUUCAAAACAAUUCCUUCGUAAUU
Messenger RNA from Dothidotthia symphoricarpi CBS 119687, 2960 nucleotides. RefSeq lists its product as uncharacterized. Lineage: Eukaryota; Fungi; Ascomycota; Dothideomycetes; Pleosporales; Dothidotthiaceae. The transcript has 2 exons. The coding region runs from base 122 to 2830 and encodes 902 amino acids. The record is from RefSeq and is a predicted model, not a curated record.